Phytophthora megakarya is the source of this 432-nucleotide messenger RNA. Lineage: Eukaryota; Oomycota; Peronosporomycetes; Peronosporales; Peronosporaceae. The record is from the annotation of a GenBank genome assembly.
AUGUUCUCCGCCGUAAGACGUCGAGGUGACAACGGUGUGUCAGCUCUGAGAGUUUGCGACACACUGCUCCGCCGUAAGGCAGGGGACGACAAAGCAUCGACUCCGGGAGUCGAUGCGACAAGUUGUGCGGACGGUUGCAAACGUCCAGCACUAAAGCUUGCGUGCUGUCGUGCAGUCGGGCUGCACGAAGCAGGGCGCGAACAAGCCGGCCUUGAUGACAAGUGUCCGCGGGUACAAGAUCAAGCCUGCGGUCGCCCGCAGACUAGAAUGUCUGCCGGCGGUAUCAAGGAACGUUCGUCCAUGGCCGGGCCUGGACGAAACGCAAGUGAAUCAGGGACUCACAAGAAGAAACGACGGCGCAAGCACAAGACGCUGCGCAAGUCUCGGUCAGGGAUUGCGACCCUUCAUGGUGUGUCUGCCGGGCAGACACAA